AUGGGUGACGUAAAUAAAGAUGCCGUCGAAAAAUACUUGGAGAACAAUCCCCAGUUUGCCAAGGAGUAUUUCGACCGGAAAAUGAGACCAGAAGUGGUGGGAAGUAUCUUUAACGUGAACCCUGGAGAUGUGAAGGAAGGAGUCAGCUUCAAAGACAUGUCCCGUCUGGAGGAGUGUAACAUAAUUUUUGAGUUGAUAACAGAAAUUCAGGAUGAGGCAUGUGUUAUGGAAAAGGUAGUGCACAAGGCCCUGCAGAGGCUGGCACAGCUGCUGGCAGCUGAUCGCUGUAGUCUGUUCGUUUGUCGUUCCCGGAAUGGUGUUCCAGAGGUAGCCUCCAAGAUUCUUGAUAUCACUCCAACUUCCGAAUAUGAGAAGAAUUUGGUGAAACCAGAAAAUGAGACUGUUUUUCCUCUGGACAUCGGGAUAGUGGGAUGGGUUGCUCAUACCAAGAAGUUUUUUAAUAUACCUGAUGUGACAAAGAACAACCAUUUUUCUGACUUUAUGGACAAAAGAACUGGUUAUAAAACAGUCAAUAUGAUGGCAACUGCAAUUACACAGGGUAAAGAGGUGCUUGCUGUUGUGAUGGCACUCAACAAAUUAAAUGCCCCUGAGUUCUCAAAAGAGGAUGAAGAGGUAUUUAAAAAAUACCUCAACUUUAUAUCUUUGGUGGUAAGAAAUCAGCAUACAUCAUAUCUCCACAAUAUUGAAUCACGAAGAAGCCAGAUGCUUCUGUGGUCUGCCAACAAAGUGUUUGAAGAGCUAACAGACAUAGAACGACAGUUUCAUAAAGCACUCUAUACUAUUCGAAUGUAUUUGAAUUGUGAAAGAUACUCUGUUGGUCUGCUGGACAUGACUAAAGAGAAGGAGUUCUAUGAUGAGUGGCCAAUCCGGCUGGGGGAGGCAGAGCCUUACAAAGGCCCCAAGACACCUGAUGGACGAGAAGUCAACUUUUAUAAGAUUAUUGACUAUUUGUUACAUGGACAAGAAGAAAUCAAAGUCAUUCCGUCGCCUCCACCAGAUCACUGGUGUCUUGUCAGUGGAUUGCCAACAUACGUUGCUGAAAAUGGUCUUAUUUGUAACAUGAUGAAUGCACCAGCAGAUGAAUACUUCUCAUUUCAGAAAGGACCAGUGGAUGAAUCUGGAUGGGUUAUCAAAAACGUCUUGUCAUUGCCUAUUGUCAACAAAAAAGAAGAAAUUGUGGGAGUUGCAACGUUUUACAAUAGGAAAGAUGGAAAACCUUUUGACGAGUAUGAUGAACAGAUCAUUGAAACUCUCACACAGUUCCUGGGGUGGUCUGUUUUAAAUACUGACACUUAUGACAAAAUGAACAAGCUUGAAAACAGGAAAGACAUUGCUCAGGAAAUGCUUAUGUACCAGACAAAGGCCACCCCUGCUGAAGUUGAAUCUAUCUUGAAAUACAAAGAGAAAUUAAAUGUGAACAGUUUAGAUGAAUGUGAGCAAAAGGAUCUCAUCAGGAUUUUGAAAGAAGAAUUACCUGAUCCAAAAGAUUUAGAACUGUAUGAAUUCCGCUUCAGUGACUUCCCUGUUACAGAGCAUGGCCUGAUAACUUGUGGAAUACGACUGUUCUUUGAGAUAAAUGUUGUUGAAAAAUUCAAAGUCCCAGCUGAGGUCCUUACAAGAUGGAUGUACACAGUCAGGAAGGGUUAUCGGGAUAUCACUUACCAUAACUGGAGACAUGGAUUCAAUGUGGGACAAACAAUGUUUACUCUGCUGAUGACAGGCAAAAUAAAGAAAUACUAUACUGAUUUAGAAGCCUUUGCCAUGGUUGCAGCUGCUUUCUGCCAUGACAUUGAUCACAGAGGGACCAAUAACUUGUAUCAAAUGAAGUCAGCUGCUCCCCUGGCAAAACUUCAUGGCUCUUCCAUUCUAGAAAGGCAUCACCUAGAGUACAGUAAAACCCUGCUGCAAGACGAGAGUUUAAACAUCUUCCAGAACCUAAAUAAGCGCCAGUAUGAAACCGUUCUACACUUAUUUGAAGUUGCAAUAAUAGCAACUGACUUGGCUUUGUAUUUCAAGAAAAGAACUAUGUUUCAAAAGAUUGUGGAUGCAAUUGAAAAAAUGGAAACAGAAGAGCAGGCAAUUAAGUAUAUAUCUAUUGACCCAACGAAAAAAGAAGUCAUCAUGGCUAUGAUGAUGACUGGAUGUGACCUGUCUGCAAUAACCAAGCCCUGGGAAGUGCAGAGUAAGGUUGCCCUCAUGGUUGCAAAUGAAUUCUGGGAGCAAGGCGACCUGGAACGAACUGUGCUACAGCAACAACCUAUUCCUAUGAUGGACAGAAACAAAGGAGAUGAACUACCUAAGCUCCAAGUUGGUUUCAUUGACUUUGUGUGUACAUUCGUGUACAAGGAAUUCUCGAGGUUUCACAAGGAAAUUACACCUAUGUUUGAUGGUCUUCAAAACAACAGGGUUGAAUGGAAAACACGAGCUGAUGAAUAUGAAGAGAAGAUGAAAGCUAUUGAGGAACAAAAGAAAAAGGAAGAAGAAGCAGCUGCCCAAAAAGCAGAAGCUGGUGCUGGAGGUGGUGGAGGUGGUGAAGAUGGAAAAUCCAAAACAUGUGUAGUUUUGUAAUUGUUUGUCUAAGACACCGUUCCUGCUACAAGAAAAGACAUCUAGAAAGAACUUCAAUGAGCCCCAGUGGAUUUCUGCUUUGCAUAGAAUAGUAUAGAGUCAUUUCUUAAUUUUCUUAAACACUUGCCAUUUGUUGGAAAUAAUUUUUAAUGGAUUAAAAAAACUGUUACAA
Molecule: messenger RNA, 2761 nt
Organism: Ficedula albicollis (Collared flycatcher)
Lineage: Eukaryota; Metazoa; Chordata; Aves; Passeriformes; Muscicapidae
Gene: PDE6C
Product: phosphodiesterase 6C
Exons: 23
Coding region: 1-2589 (862 amino acids)
Biological process (GO): visual perception; signal transduction
Molecular function (GO): 3',5'-cyclic-nucleotide phosphodiesterase activity; protein binding
Source: RefSeq, a predicted model, not a curated record